Molecule: messenger RNA, 483 nt
Organism: Closterium sp. Yama58-4
Lineage: Eukaryota; Viridiplantae; Streptophyta; Zygnematophyceae; Desmidiales; Closteriaceae
Source: the annotation of a GenBank genome assembly
AUGGAGUUGAGUAAUCCUAACGCGGAGUUCUGGGGUGCUGGGUACGGGAUGGCUGAUUCAGAUGAGCAGCGGCGGGGGAAGAGGAGCCGUAUGCACACCCCUGAGCCUCUGGGGGCGGGUGAGGGGAGUUUUGGAACCUCUGAAAGGCGGUAUUCGCACGAGGCAGGAAAGGGGAAGGAUGAUUCUGGACCGGAGGAUGCAGGAGGGGAAGCAGCAGCAGGGGCAGCAGGAGGAGGGACAGCAGCAUAUGCAGCUGUUACAGUCGGAUCAGCGGCAGCGGCUGCAGCAGCAGCAGCAGCAGCAGCAGCAGCAGCAGCAGCAGCAGCAGCAGCAGCAGCAGCAGCAGCAGCAGCAGCAGCAGGAGCAGCAGCAGCAGCAGCAGCAGCAGCAGCAGCAGCAGCAGCAGCAGCAGCAGCAGCAGCAGCAGCAGCAGCAGCAGCAGCAGCAGCAGCAGCAGCAGCAGCAGCAGCAGGCAGGGAAUGA